GAAGUGGUGUCAUGGAAAACAUCAGGACAGUCAUGUUAGAGCAGGGACAGAGUGAUCACAGCCUAUUAAAAUAAAUGUGCACAACAGUGUGUAUGGAUGAGAGGCUACCCGUAAUGACAGAGAGGAGAUUCCUCCCCCACGUGUUAGAUCCUGCAUAAUGAUGAUUUUUGGAGAGAGAGCUCUGACUUCACUCUGCCCCUGACUGGCUGUUACAUAAUUGAUGAAGGAGGGAUGAGCGCUGUAGAUUUCCUCUGCUGAAAUGCAGCAGCAGCUGCUGCCUGCAUGCUAGGUCCAUUACGGUAGUCCACAUCUAUCUCUGUGUGGGGCAGAGGAGCUUCACGGAUACAGAGACCGUGAGGAGGGAGAGGACAGGGGAAGUGCCGAUUGCUGCAAACCCAGACUUUGGCAGCAGGGUUAUUUUCACCACAGAAAAGGACUAUUUGUCGUCCUUAGUAUGUUGAGGAAGGGCUCAGAGCUGCAGAAGGGGGACAGAGAAGUACUCCUGGAUCUGGACUACGGUGGAGAAGCACCAAACACAGACAGCUAUGGGAGUCUACAGAAUGGGAGCUUCAUCCCGCCAAGAUAUCUCUCAACUGCAGUCGCUGAUGACGGCAUGGAUGGUGAUGAUCCCAUUUAUGUCCACUGUGAUACAAGAGACAGCAACCCUGUUCCUCAGCUGGGGAAUUACUUCAGGGAUGGAAAAACAAAAAUCGACUUUGUGCUGGUGUGGGAAGUUCGCUCCCGGAGGAAAAGGCGAGGAAAGGAGAAGAGGGAUGGGACUGCUGAGGAGGGAGAAGCUGUGCCCACCGGGGAGAGCAGCAGGUCUGAGCGGAGGAAAGCACAGCUGGCUCAGUGGAGGGAGAAGUUUGUGCAGAAUCUGGAGAGUGUUGGAUUGCUCAUGGAGAGGGAGGAAACAGCAAAUGAAAAGAAGACUAUACAUUUUCUGAAACUCAGCGCUCCUUGGGAUGUUUUGGUGUGUUAUGCUGAAGAACUCUGUGUGAGAGCUCCAUUACAGGCACAGCCACAUCUGGACAUGAACACAUCUGCUCGGGUACUAAGUAGACUAUGCAUACCUAACGCCAUGACGGAAUCUGUGCCAAACAGGCCGCUGGACUAUUACACAUGUGCCUUUCGCAAGUCAAAGAUGAGCAGGUUCCUUGGCUGUAACAAUCAUGAAAACUACUUCACUAACACACAAAGACAUCGUAUUGUAUAUGAGAUUCUUGGGAGGACAGUGUACGGCAAAAGGAAGAGGGCAGAGGUCGGUGUGGACAGACUUGUGAAUGAAGGAGUGUACACAGCAGCUUUCCCUCUGCACGAGGGCCCAUUCGAACUUCCUAAAUAUGAGAUGCGCCCUGAAGAGCUGAACCAGAGGCAGGUUCUCUACCAGUACUGGGCCCGCUGGUUAAAGUGGUACAAGUACCAGCCACUGGACCACAUCAGGGAGUACUUUGGAGAGAAGAUUGCGUUCUACUUUGCCUGGCUGGGUUUCUACACAACUUGGCUGCUGCCAGCGGCAGUGGUGGGAACUCUGGUCUUUGUGUCUGGAGUCAUGUCGAUGGGAACCAACACACCAGCUAAGGAGAUCUGUGACAGUGGAGCUGGUUACCUGAUGUGUCCUCUCUGUAACACAUGCAAGGCUUGGAACAUGUCUGAAAUCUGCACAAUGGCUAAAUUGGGCUACUUAUUUGACCAUCCAGGCACAGUCCUCUUCAGCGUCUUCAUGUCCUUCUGGGCCGUAACCUUCCUGGAGUACUGGAAGAGGAAGAUGGCCACACUGGCCCACCACUGGGACUGUAUGGACUUUCACGAAGAAGAGGAACGUCCUCGGCCAGAGUUUGCAGCCAUGGCCCCGACAAUGGAGCAAAAUCCAGUGACCGGAGUCAAAGAGCCGUACUUCCCAGAGAAGACCAGGUUGUCCCGGAUGUUCGGCGGCUCCAUGGUCAUCAUCAUGAUGCUUUCUGUGGUGAUGAUCUUCCUGGUGACGGUGGUCAUGUGCCGUGGGAUCAUAAGCAUAAUGAUGUUCCACACAGGGAGCCCCGUCUUACGCACAGAGGCAGGGACAAUCGCCAACAUCUCCAGCAGUAUUGUGAAUCUGGGCCUCAUUCUGUUGAUGGGCCGGGUAUACACUGCAUUAGCCGAGCAGCUCACUAAAUGGGAGAUGCACAGAACACAAACUCAGUAUGACAACGCCUUCAUCUUCAAGGUGUUCAUCUUCCAGUUUGUCAACUUCUACUCGUCUCCUUUCUACGUGGCUUUCUUCAAAGGAAGGUUUGUCGGUUACCCCACCAACUAUGGGACCUUGUUUGGGAUAAGGAACGAAGAUUGUGGUCCCGGGGGUUGCCUCAUUGAACUGGCUGAACAGCUCUUCAUCAUCAUGGUGGGAAAGCAGCUCAUCAACAACGUUCAGGAAUUCAUUAUCCCGAAGGUGAAGGCCUGGCAGCAGAAGAGAAGUUUGGCCAAGGUUUUGGGGACUAAAACAUCACAUGAGCCCAGACGCUGGGAGGAGGACUACAAGCUGGUGGAGUGUGAAGGCCUGUUUGAGGAGUACCUGGAAAUGGUGCUUCAGUUUGGCUUCAUCACCAUCUUCGUGGCAGCGUUCCCUCUCGCUCCACUCUUCGCUCUCCUCAACAACUGGGUAGAAAUACGUCUGGACGCCCACAAGUUUGCGUGCGAGUACCGCCGGCCGGUGGCUGAGCGCGCCCAGAACAUUGGAGUCUGGUUCAACAUACUGGAGGCUCUGUCACACCUGUCAGUCAUCGCCAACGCUUUCCUGAUCGCCUUCACAUCAGACUUUCUGCCUCGCCUGCUCUAUCAGUACAAGUUCGAUGAUGAUCUCAAUGGAUACAUCAACUUCACCUUGGCUUACGCCCCCUUUAACUUUACAGCCUACCCCAUGUGCAGAUAUAAAGCGUUCAGAGACAACAAUGGAAACUACUCACUGUUCUACUGGGAGCUUCUUGCCGUCAGACUCGGUUUCAUCAUUGCAUUUGAGCAUGUGGUUUUCUUUGUGCUGCGAGCCAUCGACUGGAUCGUACCUGACGUCCCAGAAUCCCUGGAACUGAAGAUCAAGAGGGAACGCUACCUGGCCAAGCAGGCUCUGGCAGAAAACCAGGAGGCUCUGUUGGUGAGUCGAGGCCGAGGGGCCGCUCCUGCCACACCUGGCAGCUCAAGUCCAGGAAGCGACGCGUCCUCUAGAAACAUGAGUUAGGACUCCUGCUCGGGAAACCAGCUCGGGUUUGAGAGGAGAACAGGAGGACUGAGGAGGAGACACAUCUUCACACCUAGGAUUUAAUAAGUGAACUUCUUCCCUGUGUGGGAUGCAUCUUUGUGAUCUUGUCUUUUUAUUUUCAUUUAACAAAUCUGCUUCUGACAUUUAAACAAAACGUAACAGAGACAAAACAUAUCCAAAACUAAGUCUACCUACUUUUUAUCUGGAAUGCAUGGUUCACGGAAAUCUACAGGUUGAUUCAUUGAAACACGAAGCCUUACGAUGGUUCUUAGUCUACAUAAAGACAUUUCACACUUUUUAAAAUCAAAGAUACAACAUCAGCUUGACCCUAAAUUAAACACAUCCAGACAAAACAGAAGAAAAAUGUGAUUUAUACAUCUGUUUACAGUUUUAGCCUCUUUUAAAUCACACUGCUCCUUAUAUUAAAGUUGGCCAAACUGCAGCACAGAAAUGAAGAUAAGAUAAGCACAGUUAAAGCAUAAUUAAAGCACAUCCAUACAAGCAGGUAGCAUUCUGACUGUGGUGUUAGUUUCACUCAAACCUGAAACCUGAGGCAGCGUGUUGGACCUGCCUACAUUUGAUUAAUACGUAUGAGCACAAAGUCAAUAUUAAAUUAAUUUUUUAAUGGCACAGGAGAGAAACUAAAUCCCUGGAGAGAGUCCUGUUUUCAAGGCCCUACAGGGUUUUAUGUUCCCACCUUGAUACAGUAUACAGUUGGACUCCAGGGCUUAAUUUUUAGGUGUGGUUUCGCCUGCAGCACUUCUGACAGCACACAUCCACACCCAUCAGAGACGCUGGGUGUGGUCAGAGGUAAAAACUUUGAAGAGAGAAAAGUGAAACAAGCCUGCUGUUAGUUAGCUCUUCAGGUCGGCACUAGGAAUGGGUAUUUCAAGUCAAAAUACUAUUUGAUAAUCAUUGACGAUUAUACAAAUAAUCCCCCCCCACACACACACACACACUUACACACACACCUGUCCCAUUAACAGCCUGUUUGUGUGGCAGUCACGUUAACCAGCAGCAGGGCGAGGUGCUGCUAGUAGCAGGCACUGACAGUCUGUCUUGAUCUUUAUGUUGGUGUUUCUGUGACGUGGCGUGUGUGUUAACAUUUUACAGCCAUGCUCAGUCUCUGGAAGUGUGAGAUUCAGAAAUGGAGAAAUCGCUGCGACUGUCACAAAUUUUCUCUUCUUUUGCUAUUUAAUGCAGUUAGCAUUCUACUCUGGCGGGAAUACUGUUUUACAACCAGUAAAACGAUGAAAAAUUGUACUUUUAAAAUGAGAAGAUAUUUGAUGGAACUCUUCGAUUUUUACAAAGUGAACAAAUAUUUGAAAAUCAUUGCCCAUCCCUAGUCAGUACAGCCCACAAGACAUGACACAUGACAUCACAUCCUCUCUUUUUAACAUCAAAUAACUGAUUAAAAAUAAACCUCUGGAACAUGGACACUUACCAAUGAAUCAGCAUGAUAACACCUGACUGCUCUGACAGAAAGCAUGUUCGAGAUACAUUUAUUAGACCUGCAUUUGUAUUUACUAGUUUGACCCAUGUUCCAUCUGUUAUAAUGGAAGAGGCAGGUUUUAAGACCUAUACUGCAGCCAGCCACCAGGAGUAGCUCUAAAACUUUGGGCCUCUCUCGGGGUAGCUGUUGUCAAGCCUGUGGUUGAACUUCAACAAUGCUUGAUGCUGUGUUUUUAUUUCAAACUGCUGCACAGAGGGAGAACUUUAGAGGCAGGACUUUGCCUGCGCAGAGAAAAUAUAGCACAGAGGUAAAGCUCCAAACCACUUCGUUAGAAACCCCUAAAUCUGUAUGUGCAUUGUUAACAUUGAGCAGAAGAAGAUGAUGCAUUUUUACUGAACAAAUGACACAAUUUUAUAUCUAAGGGAAUUCACUUUGUCUCCUGAAAAGAUCUGCUUGCUGUGGCAGCAUGUUAGAUUUGGAGUUUAAGAUUAAAUAAAAGAAGUGAAGGAUCAAUGUAUGAAGCUACAAUGUGCUUCCAUUGUCAGGACAUGUUUUUGUUUUUAAGUUGAGGAACAUUUAGGUUAUUAUUCAAACAUAUAGUUGAAAUUAAAAUGUUUAUGCAGAGUGGAAACAAAUCUAUCCGGCAAAUUGAUCAGACUAAGACAAAAUCAUGUUUCUUAACUUUUCUCGCAGUUUGCAAACUAAAGUGUUCUUUUUAAAAUCCUUAAUAGAGUUGAUAAAGUUCAGACAGCAGAUGACGUUAAAUAUGCAGUUUCAGGUCGCAAAGUAUUCUCCAUAAAAAAUAACUGGUCUUUAUGUUUAAAACAACUUUGGUUUACUGAUGUAUUUUUAUAUAUCCAUGAUGAUCCCUUGAGGCUGUUAAGUACUGUACCUACUUUAGCUUACAUACCAAUAACUGAUCAUGUAAAAGUGAAAGAAAGCAACUUUUCAUUUUCAUUACUGAAGGCUUCAAAGCAGAGCUGUCAUUCUACAUGAAAUACCUGCUGUAUUCACAAGAUGAUGAACAUGUUCAAACAUCUAAACUUUGAUCUGCGCUGUACUAUUUGUUAAUACAGAUAUACUGUAAAUGUUUUCUGUCUAUGAAGGCUGUGAAUGUCUGUCUUUUCUACUUGCUCAGCAGACUCUCAUGUGAAGUGUUUCUGGCGGUUGCUGCUGUUCUGUGGUGUUAAUGGAAGUGAAAUGAUGUCCCAAUAUAGAAUAUAUUUUGUGUUUGAGCUGUUUUGCAUUUUAGACUUUUAGAGUAAAUAAAUUUAGUUUGAUGAAUGCAAA
This is a messenger RNA of Notolabrus celidotus (New Zealand spotty), 5975 nucleotides long. It is a transcript of the gene ano11, whose product is annotated as anoctamin 11. Gene Ontology annotation, molecular function: protein dimerization activity; chloride channel activity. Lineage: Eukaryota; Metazoa; Chordata; Actinopteri; Labriformes; Labridae. Gene Ontology annotation, biological process: chloride transmembrane transport. The coding region runs from base 455 to 3211 and encodes 918 amino acids. The record is from RefSeq and is a predicted model, not a curated record. The transcript is spliced from 25 exons. Gene Ontology annotation, cellular component: plasma membrane.